Molecule: messenger RNA, 1885 nt
Organism: Solenopsis invicta (red fire ant)
Lineage: Eukaryota; Metazoa; Arthropoda; Insecta; Hymenoptera; Formicidae
Exons: 5
Coding region: 581-1798 (405 amino acids)
Biological process (GO): detection of chemical stimulus involved in sensory perception of smell; sensory perception of smell
Cellular component (GO): plasma membrane
Molecular function (GO): odorant binding; olfactory receptor activity
Source: RefSeq, a predicted model, not a curated record
AACGUAUUUUAAAAUAUUUACUGAAAAGAAGAAUCCAAUGCAUUUCACAUAUAAUAUUUUUCUAGAAAAUAUCUUUCUCAUGCAUUAUUACGCGAUAUAUAAAAUUAAAUAAUAUUGCACUCCAAAAUAAUGCAUAUUUAUUUUCAAAGUAGUUAUUUAUAAUCAUUUCUUAGUGAAAAAAAAUACUAUUAUUCGUGUAAUAUGUGCACAUACAUGUAUAAGCAAGACAUUUUUAUCACCAAGAAAUAAUUCUACAAAUAUUUUUCGACGAUUAAAAAAUAAAAUAUUAACUGUGCAUAAUACUUCAUUCCACACGGAUUGUUUUCUCAUCGUGCAAGUAACAGCGUCGGGUAUACAUUACAAUGACAAAGAUUAAUCAACACACACAACUCGCACUCGUAUCGAUCGCACUACCCCUUCACCGUCCGGAAAAUCUUCAACUCCACCUCUUAGGCUAACUAUACUCCUUCAAAAAAAAAAGAGAGUUAGAAAAGCGCGCAAGCGCUGCAUGAGAACGACCUGAUGUUUCCUCCGUCGCGGUAUUAUCGCUCAAUAGUUCGCGGACGUUUGAAUCACAAUCAUGUCACAUUCCUUCCGCGUAUCCUCUACGCGCAACAUCGCGUACCAGCGAGAUAGCGAGUACAGUAUUCAACUGAAUCGCUGGUUCCUGAAACCGAUCGGUGCUUGGCCCGAGACCAACACCGGUGUCACGGACAAGGUGCUAUCGCGCAGUAUCCAGUUCCUCUGUCACUCUUUGAUCGCUUUCACAGUAGUGCCGUGCGUAUUAUACAUCAUGUUCGAGCCAAACGUGUACUUGAAACUGAAAGCUUUCGGCCCAAUGAUACAUUGGCUGAUGGGCGGCGCGAACUAUUGCUCAUUGCUAGUGCGUAGCUACGAGAUACGCAAGUGCGUGGAUCAUAUGUGCGUCGAUUGGCGGUACGUGGGGAAGACGCGUGAUCGGGAAGUGAUGCUACAGAAUGCUAAAUUCGGCCGAUUCGUGUCCGCCUUUUGUGCGGUUUUCAUGCAGGGCGGUGUCUGCUCCUACAGCAUCAUUACCACCCUGACACCGGCGAUCAUUCGGAUCGGAAACGUUACGAUAACGACACACCAGCUUCCAUGUCCGUUCUACAACGAGCUAGUGGACACGAGAUACAGCCCGGCGAACGAGAUUGUGAUCGUCUUACAGCUGUUGUCGACUGUCAUAGUGAAUACCGUCACGGUGGGCGCGUGCAGUCUCGCUGCUGUUUUCGCUAUGCACGCUUGCGGCCAGCUAAAUAUUUUAAUGAUGGAAUUGAAUGAACUUGUCGAUGAGAGCGAGUACAAUGUCACGCGACGAAAAUUAGCUAUUAUUGUGGAGCAUCAUCUCCGUAUACUGAAUUUUGUAUCGCAGAUAGAAAUGAUUAUGCAUCAGAUAUGUCUCGUUGAGUUAUUGGGCUGUACUAUUGAUAUAUGCAUGCUCGGAUAUUACACGAUCACGGAAUGGAAAUUGCAAGAUACCAAGAACUUACUCACGUACUUUACUAUAUUCAUAGCUAUGUCAUGCAACAUUUUUAUAUUUUGUUACAUUGCUGAAAUUCUCACAAAUCAGUGUCGAAAAAUAGGCGAAAUAGCUUAUAUGACGGAGUGGUAUCGAUUACACCAUAAAAUUGCGAUCGACUUAAUUCUAAUAAUUUCGAGAUCGAAUGCCGUUAUUAAGAUAACUGCCGGAAAAAUGAUUCAACUAUCCAUUGCGACUUUUGCAAAUGUGAUGAAAACAGCGUUUGCAUAUGUAAAUAUACUUAGAACGGUAACGACGUAAUAAUAUACGGCAUGAAAAUUCCGGAUAACAAGUAAAAUGUAAAUUUAUUCAAGUUGUUAAUAAUUACCAAUGUAGUGAUAUAGCUGA